Messenger RNA from Exophiala viscosa, 2145 nucleotides. RefSeq lists its product as uncharacterized. The record is from RefSeq and is a predicted model, not a curated record. Lineage: Eukaryota; Fungi; Ascomycota; Eurotiomycetes; Chaetothyriales; Herpotrichiellaceae. The transcript has 2 exons. The coding region runs from base 112 to 1836 and encodes 574 amino acids.
GUCACCUCCGUGAUCCAGACCGUACGACUUUACUUGCAGACUUGUCCUGCCGCUGUUGUCUAUUCCAAGAUAGACUAGGUCACUGUUGUCUUACAGCAUCCAGACAAACCGAUGAUGUCUUCAAACCAGAGGCCCAUUAUGGGGCCACCAGAAACACCGAGCAGAUUUCUGCAACAAUCACCGAGUCUCUUCCCGAGUCUGCAACUCUCGCCGGAUAUGUACGCACACCAGUUCUCUGGACCAGCCACAGCGUCGAUAUAUCCAAACCAAAGGUUAUUCUGGGACCCUUCAAAUAUCAGCUUCGAUGAUUCGUCCUUGCCCCAACAAUAUCAAGACCCUUUUCAGUUCAGUCCAGCUGCUCUAAGUAGCUCAUUCGCCUCUUCUACCACGGUGGUCCCAAGCUUCCCUCCUCAGCAGCCCUUUCCGGUACCGGAAGAGCAGCCCUACGAUCUGCCAAUGCUACAACGUUCGCCGCAUUACUCCCAUUUUCAGGGACCCGCCUUUCCAGCACCUUUUCAAACCUCCCCACGAGUACCACCACCUCAAGUGGAGAACCCAAGUAUGUUUCUGAGCUCGCCAGCCCGCAGAUUCGGUGCUGCCGACCAGAUGUCCAACCGAUUCUUGCAGAACCCCGUCCCUGAUAGACCAGCAUAUGCACAUCAGAUCGAGGAAUCUCGACGCGAACAAGAAAAGAAACGGGCUCGCAGGAGUGAUGUGAAACAGCCGUCAAUCACGAGGUCAGUGAUGGAAGCCUUGAAAAGGCCGGUGUCACCUAUCAAAAAGGAGAGCAGGCCGGGCUUGAAGAGAAGUUCUACACACACAGGGGUGAGAAGUGACAGGACACUCACACUUCAGACGUCUAACAUGGUCAUGGGACGAAACUCGCCUGUGCUGCAGGAGGGGAGCUGGCAACAUCGACCGGGCCGUUCGUCUCCUUUGAAACAGGUCGCCGACCCUAUAUCUCGUACCCUUACUAGUAGUCGAAAUGGGACGCGUGGAUCAGUCUCGCUGGCAAUCGACGAGAACGGCGUGGCCAAGAUGAUCGUCUCUGGAGACUCCCAGGAGAUGGACGUCGACGCAUUAUCUGGAGGUGAGCCUGAUUCUUUCGACGAUACCGAUUUCCAAAUGCUUCACAGUCAGGCGAACUCCUUUGCCUUCUCUGAUAGUGGGGACAUCUCACGACCAGACUAUGGGCAGAUCGACAGACCUUAUGGUCAUUCAAAGACGAGCUCAUAUUCUACCAUGGUGUCUGACUCGGCAAAUCAGUCAUCGUGGCAUAGCUCCGCCUCGAAUACUAGAAGCUCUGACGGACAUCAAAGUCGACGAAAGCGGCCAUUGGGCACCGGUGUCGAGAUGGACAUUCUGAUGGAGGACAAGCCGAGUGGAAAUGCGCAGCAUGCAUUGCGAGCAAUCAUCCAGGACCGCUCGCGGUCCACCUCGGCACAAGGAUAUCAUUCUGUUCAGCCACUACUGCAUUCCUCGCCUCCAUUACAACAGACACAAUAUGCCAUGUACAACGCUUCACCCACCACGAUAACCGAUCCCGACUUAGCCACUCCGAGCACUGACAGGGAAAGUGUCGCCAGCAAUAUGAGCACGCGAUGUGUUUGCAACUCUUCUAUGCUGGAUGGGUCGGUGCCAAUGGUUCAAUGUGAUUCAUGCUCAAAAUGGUCACAUACUUCUUGCGUUGGUAUCGACGGCCGACGCAUUCCGCAAGUGUAUAUGUGUGUCUAUUGUGUACAAACUCCCUACCGGCAGGGCCAUGCCUCCCUCCGACCCUCAGCAUUUCCCUCGACAGCAAGUCCUUUAGCACACAAAUCAAAAAGGAACCGCUGAACACUACCACCGGCUACAAACCUGUUGCCUCCCCCUGUACCAUUUCUCUUUGUCAGAUCAAUUUUGAGCGAGAUGAUUGUAUUCGGUCUUUUGCGUUUCUACGACCUGGUUGGUGAGACCUGUUGAUGGAAGCAAAGUAUGUGGACGAUCACACCAAGCAACAGGCGGCCGGGCGCGGACUAUUGUACUACCUAAUGCUAUUAUAUAUAUAUAUACUCACGCCUCACGCCUGUGCUGUCUCAUCUAGACAAUCGUGGAGCACAUCGGCGUUAGCUACCAUCGCCCAGCAUGGGAUCCGAGCUUGAAUUA